AUGGUUUAUCAUGCAAGCCAUUCUGAUUUGACAUAUCAAGAUUUCAAGAAUUUCAUUUAUACAGAUGAAAGCACAUUUAGGAUUUUUGGGGCCGUGGGCGGCCAGACGUACUACAAGCAUGUUGAUGCAUCUGCACCACAACAUCGAAUCAUUCGCACUCUUAAAUUCGGAGGCGGCGGUUUAAUGGUUUGGGGGUAUAUUUCAGGCACAGGUAAAAUCAAGGUCUAUCCUAUUGAAGGCAACAUGAACACAAUGAAAUAUAUUUCAUUAUUACGAGAUCAUGUUCUUGAUGACCUGAUUGCCUCUGGCAUUGACUUGAAAAAAAUGACCUUUGUGCAAGAUAAUGCAAGUUGUCAUAAGUCAGUAAAAACCAUUAAAUGNGGCCAGACGUACUACAAGCAUGUUGAUGCAUCUGCACCACAACAUCGAAUCAUUCGCACUCUUAAAUUCGGAGGCGGCGGUUUAAUGGUUUGGGGGUAUAUUUCAGGCACAGGUAAAAUCAAGGUCUAUCCUAUUGAAGGCAACAUGAACACAAUGAAAUAUAUUUCAUUAUUACGAGAUCAUGUUCUUGAUGACCUGAUUGCCUCUGGCAUUGACUUGAAAAAAAUGACCUUUGUGCAAGAUAAUGCAAGUUGUCAUAAGUCAGUAAAAACCAUUAAAUGGUUUAAAGACCAGAAUAUCAAGCUUGGGAUGCAUCCACCACAAUCCCCUGAUCUUAACCCCAUUGAAAACGUGUGGGCAUGGCUCAAAAGAAGAGUUAACCUGAGGCAACACGAAAUACAAAACAAGGCUGAUCUGUGGAGAGUGUUGUCUGAUGAAGUAUCAAGAGUGAAACCUACAGAAAUUCGACGCCAUUUCAUCUCAAUGCCUGGUCGCUUAAAGCGUCUAGAAAAAGCUAAUUUUGAUAUAAUUUGA
This is a messenger RNA of Enterospora canceri, 915 nucleotides long. NCBI's taxonomy places the organism in Eukaryota, Fungi, Microsporidia, Enterocytozoonidae. The record is from the annotation of a GenBank genome assembly.